AUGUCGGAGACCGAGUGGAGAGAACUGAUAUGUGACGGAAAGUUUCCAUGCUUUAACUGUACACGACGGGAUGCAGCCUCGUACUGCAAAUACAGCGAAGAAGCUGAGGCCCACCGCCAGCAAUCGGUAAAUGUAUUUACCCUCAGUAAUACCGAACCAAUCACUGGAAAUAUCGCUGGCACUGUCGGAAAUAUGUUCAGGAGUAGAGAUGCCCCUUCUUUCUUCAGUUCAUCUUACUUCGGACCCCAGGUUGCAGCCAAAAUAAUCGAAGAACCUGCACCAUAUCUCUCAUCUAGCAUCCGCCACGCAUCAGUUUCAGCGCAGUCUUUCCGAGACGUUGGUGGCCCUUUUUCACAAAUAUGGGAUCUACUGGGUAUAUUGCCUCGAAACAGAGCCAAUGUUAACCGACUGGUUGAUGUGUUUAUUGUUGAGCCCAACUGGACCAUUGAUGCAAUCCAUUCUGCUUCAUUCAAGACCAAGUAUGCGGAGUUUUGGGAGCGGAAAUUUGGCUUUGACAACUACGCAUCCAUCGACUUGUUUCAGCGAAACUUGCAGGAAACAUCUCUUCGCUUCUACUGGGCUUCCCGACGAGCCAUUGUGAUCGCGCCGACAUUUUACGGCGAGUCAACAGAUCUUGUUCGUGCUGGCGUCUUAGUAACGCGCUACCUCAUAAACAUACGACUCUGGAGCCAUUUGUAUACGUUAGACAAGAGAAUCGCGUUGGCCAUUGGCCGCCCGUUUGCAAUCGUCGAUCAGCAAUGCCUCGUCCAACGGGCAACCAAUGUCUGGCUAGAUGAUGAACCAGAAGGACGUGCUGCGGCUCUACCCGUGCUGCCGCUUUCCAAGCCCACCCUGAGUGUCUGUAAUUUCCUAGCUCAUGAUUUGGCAACAAUUGUUGGUAGCAUUCAACAACGCUGCUUUGGUCUGUCGACAUCCUCGAGAUUCUUGAGUAGGCAGCCAGAUUACCAGAGUACUAUCGCAUCGAAGACUCUGAUACCUUGGAAUCGCUUAUACCUUCACUCGAUGUACCACUCUGUUCGCGUUACACUCCAUCGCCCAUAUCUGUUACGCCAAAGUAUCACAGGUCGCUUCCGAUACAGUCACGAUGCUUGCAUUUCAUCAGCCUGUGCUGAUGUCGCAAUGCGCGUUAACUACCUUCAACACCUGGGGCCUCAUCAUUUGUUCAACAGCGCGCUAGUUUUGGGAAUUAUUGCUGUCAAAGAUCCACAUUCGGAUCAAUGUGACGCGAUACUAGAAGAUCUCACUGCUUGUUGCGAUAUACAACGCGGAGACAUCUGGCUGGAUGAGUUUUCACUUGCAGAAGUCAAGAUUAUCGAACUGUGCAUCAAGAAAUCAAAGCAGUUUCGUCUACUCAACUUUGGUGCAGGAGGCCCCUUUCAAUGGCAAGCGUCUCCUUGGGGUGACCCAUCUACAGACGUGCAGCAAUUGGAGAAUAUUCUCGACAGUAUCACUUAAGAACAAAUGCUUUUCGGGUUCCAAUAAUCCUAAGUCUUAUUUUGACAGGCUUUUGACCAAUGACGUGCGGGAACAUCUAACUCAAUGACUGCAUCUCAGCCAUGCACCGGUUUAGAUGAGUUGAAUGUUUUUCUGAAUUAUCUGAGCUUGGGUUGCGCUUCGUAAACAACUAGGGUUACUAGACUUCCAAUGCCAUAGCUCAUCACAAUUCUUAAAUCAUC
This is a messenger RNA of Bipolaris sorokiniana ND90Pr, 1697 nucleotides long. RefSeq lists its product as uncharacterized. Lineage: Eukaryota; Fungi; Ascomycota; Dothideomycetes; Pleosporales; Pleosporaceae. The record is from RefSeq and is a predicted model, not a curated record. The transcript has 8 exons. Bases 1 to 1476 code for a protein of 491 amino acids.